Messenger RNA from Paramecium pentaurelia, 3260 nucleotides. Lineage: Eukaryota; Ciliophora; Oligohymenophorea; Peniculida; Parameciidae. The record is from the annotation of a GenBank genome assembly.
AUGGAAGAAACUCAAAUCAAACAUAGGAAACCUUCAAAAAGCUCUAGUGUUCUGUCUAUGUUAGCAAUCUAAAGACCAGACAAAACAUAAUCAAGUUUAUAAACAAUAGUUGGAAUAGUUAAUUCAAUGGUUGGAUCAUUGUGCUUAGUACUGCCUUUAGUAUUUUUGAAUUAUGGAGUGAUAUCUUGUACUGUGAUAAUGAUUAUAUUGGGAUUUGUUCAAUAUAAUACUUGUUCUCUUUUAAUACUUCAUCUUAAGGAUGAUGAAAUAGAUACUGAACAUAUGAUCAAGAGAAUUUUAGGGAAACCAUGGAUGUAAGCCUUCAGAUUCUGUUCUGGCACCUUAUUAUUCAUAGUAGGUAUAAUAUACUUCCAAUUAAUUAAUCUAACGUUAUACCCAAUCAUAACAUAUAUAUUAAGCUAUAAUGAUAUUGAGUUUGCAGAUGCGACUGAAAAUUUUGUAUUUAACAAGUAUUUAGUACUUUAUAAUAUUUAAGGUAUUCAAUAUAAUGGUAAGCCUUGAUAGUCUUUCUUCCACUAUCAACUUUACUGUUAAUCAAGGAUAUUACAACAAUUGUUAAAAUAGCUCAUUAUGGAGUAAUUGCUUUAUUUGCAUAUGGAAUUUUUAUUAUUUAUAUAUUUAUAGUUAAUCUAACAAGUGAAGAUAUUUCAUAAAAAUUUCAAUAAAUAACGUUAUGGUCUUGGGAAUUUAGUUAGCCAGCUGGUUAAUUUGCUCUAGCCUUUAUGAUUCAUAAUGCUAUAGGAUAAUUGAUGAAAAAUAAUGAAAAGAGAGAUAACAAUUCUAGAGAUUUGGCUAUAGCUUACACAGUUGCAGGAAUAAUCUAUGGGAUAGUUGGAAUAUUUGGUUCAAUUGGAAUUUUGGUAAUUACAUAAAAUAAUUUAGGGUUUGAAUAAUACAAAUGAUGCUUAAACUAUUUUGAAUUGUUUUAACAAAUCAGAUGUGGAGAUAAUUAUUAUAGAAAGUCUAUUUUUAGUUCAUUUGGUUACAGCAUUCCCAAUUUUUAAUAAUAUUAGCAAAUAUUAGAUUUUGGAAGUGCUUUAUCCUAAGAAGGAACCAUCAAAACUUGUAUAUUGGGGAUUCAGCAUUUUGUUUAUGGUGUUAUGUUUAACAAUCCAAAUUUUGAAUAUACCAGUUGGGGUAGUGAUUUCCUUUGAUGGAGCAGUAUGUGGAUUCUUAUUGGUCUACAUAGUUCCUAUCAGUUUACAUCUGAAAUGUUAUUAAACUUAGAAUAAGGUCACUUUGAUAGGAGAUGAAGAUGAUGAAAUUGAUACACAAACAAAAUGUGUGAAUCAUAAGGAUAAGAAUUCGAUUCCUAUGUUUGCUAGGAUUGCAUUCUAUGUUUUGAUUAUGGGAAUUGGAAUAUACAAUUUAAUUGUAUAAUUUUAUGAUAUAUUUAAAUCCUGAUAUUAAAAUAAAAUUAAAAUAUUUAAUAUGCUACAAUUAAUUAGGGUAGGAAAGAGAUAGUUAGUGUGUAUUCCUUCGUUUAAUUAUAAAUUAAGAAGGCCAGCCCCUAAGAUGUCAGAAUAUGAUAAAGAAAGGAUUGAAUAUAAACAUUUAAUGAAUUAGGUAGGAAAUUAAAGAUAUCAAAGUAUAGGUCAAGAAUUGUCAAGGACUUUUGGGAAGAAUAAACUAAAAUUGAAAAUUAAUAUAUAGAUGACUAUUUGGCAAAAGAAAAAGCAAAAUAAGAGAGACUUGAUAUUCAUAGAAGAAAUUAAACUGUAAUCUAAACAUUUAAUGCAACAUAAUAAUUCAAUAAGUUAUAAGACAUUAGAAGAGUUAGAAAUGAAAGAGUUAAAAAAUAUCUAGUUGAAUAAGAUAUUAAAAAAAUGAAUAGGCAAUAAAUUAUUAGAGUAUUAAAUGAAGAAUCAAAAAAUUGGAUUUCUGAUAAAAAUUCAUAUGAAAAAUUAGUUGGAAAUCUAUUAAUUCCUGAUACUGUUUUAGAUGAAAUGUCAUAUUAUCAUGAUUUACAAGAAAAAGCAAUUCUUUAUGAAACAGCUUAAUAUGAUGAAAUUGAUAAGUAUAUAAUAUAUUUAUUUAUUUAGAUUAAAUGAUCCAAAUAUCUAAUUAGAAUGGAAAAAUAGACUUGGUAUGCCAUUAUAUCAAAGAAUUGUGACUUUAAUCAAAUUCUUAAAAUAAGAUAAUCUCUUAGGAAAUUUAAAAUUUGAAUGGGAUACUUGUCAAGCAAUUAUUUUAACAGACAAAAAAUUAAGUGAAAAAGAAAUGGCUGAAUAAUUAGACAAAGUAAAUAGUGCAUUUUAAACUGUUAUUGCUUAAAAAAUAGAAGAACUUGAAACAAAUCCAGUAAAAAGAUUAGAAGAAAUGAAUAAAUAACUUAUAAGAUUAUAUAAUCUACUUGAAUUAUGGGAUAAAUAUAUUACAAUUGUAAAAAUGGAUAAUUCAACUGCUCAAUAAAUUAUGUAAGCAGCAAAAUCAUAAAUUAAUUUAUUUGAAUCAGAAGGUGGAAAAGAUUAUAUGAUCACUAAUGAUAAUAGUCUUAUUGAGAAAUUUGAUGGGAAGGAAACUCAAAAUAAAGAUGAAAAAGACGAUAAAUAUAUCAGUGCUGAUGAAACACAUACAGAUAGUGAAGAUAUUGAUUUAGAAAAUCUAUAGAAAAAGAAAGAAACUAAAGAUAUUUAUGGUGGCAGAACUACAAAAUCAUAUGAAUUUGAUACAGAAAGAAUUAAGGAUAAAGAUUAAGAAUUUUCAAAAUUAGUUGAAGAAUUGUUUGCAAAAGCUGAAGCUAAAGCUAAAGAAGCCAACCUUGAAUUCGAAUCUAAUUAUAGAAAGAAUCCUCAUUUAAAAGUAUUUUAUAGUGACAACUUAAAUCCUCCUAAUGUUCCUGAUGCUAAAUCAGUUUUUGAAGGAGUAGAUUUGGAACAAUUAUUCCCCUCUGAAAUUCUCAAUGAUGAAACUAAGACUCCUUAUCUUGAUUUCAAAAAUGUAGAAGAUAUAGAAAAUCAUUAUUAUGAAUUAGUAAUAUCAUUAAAUUUAUAAUUGCUAGAAAGCUAUCUAUAGUCUUAGAAAAUAAGGUGAAUAAAAUAUUCUUGUUAAUCCAGAUGUUUAAAAAUUUAAUACAACUAUCACUGCUCAAACUUACAAAUAAAUUUUAAAUAAUCUUGAGGUGCCAGAAGAGUAUUCUAAAUUAAAAUAAGAUACUUAAAAAUUAGUUGAUGCAGUAGGAGAGAUUAAAGUCACUGAUGCCGAUUUCUUAUUGAAGAUCUGGAAUUAUUAUAAUUGAU